UUUAUUUAUAUCUCCCUCUCCAUUUUCUUCACUCUUCAAAUCAAACCUCUCUCUCUCUCUCAUGGAAAACCAAAACCGUCUGAAAAUGCGAAUCUCUCGCAUGUUCCGAUCCUCAUUCGGUUCCUGCAAAACCCGACAACAUGUAACAGAUGUUAUGGAAAAACCACUAUUUGCACCCCCUAACAACCCCAUCCCCUCCAAAACUUUACUAUCCUUUCACCCCAUUUCCAAACCCAAACCCUCUCAAAAAACCAUCGACGACAUGUCGUUUAACCUCCCUCAUUCUCAUUCUCUUCCACGUCGCAAAAUCUCUACUUGUUCAUCAUCACCCUUUCUCUGCGGUGCAAAUAGCAAUAACAACAACAACAACCACAACCCUAAAUGUCCAUCACCCGUUUCACCAAACACUACAUUCGACGAUGAACACACCACCAACAACAACAACCUCGGUUUCUACGAAAAAACCAACGCUUCAUCGAAAAACAUCACGAACAAAACCAAAAAGAAAAAGAAGAAAAAGAGAAUCAAGAACAAGAAGAAAACCCAAACCCAGAAGAAAAACAGAACCUUCCCAUUCAAUUCAUGCGCGAAAGACACAAACUUUGAUAGCUACUGGUGGUACAGCACCGACGAAGAAGACGAAACAGACACACUCUUCUCAUCGAAGUCUCUCUCCUCCGACUCCUCCAAGUCUCGCCGCAGGAAAACCUCUCGCCGGAGAACUGACCGGAGUUCCGACAUGGGUGUUCUUCCGUUGAACGGAAAAGUCAAAGACACCUUCGCGGUGGUGAAACGCUCUAGUGAUCCGUACAGUGACUUUAGAACUUCCAUGGUGGAGAUGAUCGUUGAGAAACAAAUAUUUUCACCAAGCGAUUUGGAGAAUCUUUUACAGUGCUUUCUGUCGCUUAACUCGUAUCAUCAUCACAAGAUCAUUGUUGAAGUUUACACAGAGAUUUGGGAAGCACUUUUCUCUGACUGGCUUUGAGAUAUAAAAAAAAAGAGAGAGAAAGAAAAUAGUAAGAAUAAUUGUCUUAUUAUUAUUAUUAUUUGUUUUUUUUAAUCUCUGUUAUUGAUUAUGUUUUUGUUUACUUUACUUUAGUUUUUCUAACUUAGUUCCAAUGUAUGAUAUUCCAUUUGCUACUCAUCAAUCUAGUACUAUUCAGUUUUA
This is a messenger RNA of Lathyrus oleraceus (garden pea), 1168 nucleotides long. RefSeq names its product transcription repressor OFP8. The transcript has a single exon. Lineage: Eukaryota; Viridiplantae; Streptophyta; Magnoliopsida; Fabales; Fabaceae. The record is from RefSeq and is a predicted model, not a curated record. Gene Ontology annotation, biological process: negative regulation of DNA-templated transcription. The coding region runs from base 62 to 985 and encodes 307 amino acids.